Messenger RNA from Dovyalis caffra, 1473 nucleotides. Lineage: Eukaryota; Viridiplantae; Streptophyta; Magnoliopsida; Malpighiales; Salicaceae. The record is from the annotation of a GenBank genome assembly.
AUGACUCCAGAGUCCUUGUUUAAUGGUUAUGAAUCUGUUGAUUCAGUGCUUUUCAACAUGCACAAACCAUUCUUUUCUACCUUCGAAAAUUUAUUUACGAGUCCUCGAACUGUAUCAGUCCUUCAAAAACCUCUAUCACUCUUCUUUUACUCCUCGUUACCUCACCGUCAUCAACAACACAAACGAGAACAAGAACCUUCCAAUUCUCUUCCAACUGCCAACACCAAAUCCCCAAUUGGGUCAUCAUCUCGAGUCCAAAAACUCAUAGCUUCCCAGUCAGAUCCUCUCUUAGCGAAAGAAAUCUUCGACUAUGCCUCUCGCCAACCCAAUUUCCAACACUCUUACUCAUCCUAUCUCAUUCUCAUUCUCAAACUCGGUCGUGCCAAAUACUUCUCUUUCAUUGAUGAACUUCUCAUCGACCUCAAAUCCAAACGUUACCCAGUAACCCCAACUCUUUUCUCUUACAUCAUCAAAAUCUACGGAGAAGCAAAUCUACCCGAUAAAGCUCUCAAAAUAUUCUACACUAUACUCAAGUUUGAUUGCGAGCCUUUGCCCAAACAUUUAAAUGGCAUUCUUGAAAUUCUUGUUUCUCACCGGAACUAUGUUAGACCCGCUUUCGAUCUUUUCAAGGAUGCACAAAGAUAUGGUGUUUUUCCCAAUACUAAAUCUUACAACAUUUUGAUGCGUGCUUUUUGCUUAAAUGGCCAGCUCAGUAUUGCAUACUCAUUGUUCAAUCAAAUGUUUAAGAGGGAUGUUAUGCCGGAUGUUGAGUCUUAUAGGAUUUUGAUGCAGGCUUUGUGUAGGAAAAGUCAAGUAAAUGGAGCAGUUGAUUUGUUGGAGGAUAUGUUGAAUAAAGGGUUUGUGCCAGAUGCGUUGAGUUAUACUACUGUAUUGAAUAGUUUGUGUAGGAAGAAGAAGCUUAGAGAGGCUUAUAAGCUUCUUUGUAGGAUGAAGGUUAAAGGAUGCAAUCCUGAUAUUAUUCAUUUUAAUACGGUUAUAUUGGGGUUUUGUAGAGAGGGGCGUGCGAUGGAUGCUUGUAAGGUUCUUGAGGAUAUGGAGUCUAAUGGGUGCUUGCCAAAUUUGGUGUCUUAUAGGACUUUGGUUGGUGGGUUAUGUGAUCAAGGGAUGCUCGAUGAGGCAAAGAGUUACCUGGAGAAAAUGAUAUCGAAGGGUUUUUCACCUCAUUUUUCUGUUUCGAAUGCUUUGAUAAAGGGUUUUUGCAAUGUUGGUAAGAUUGAGGAAGCUUGUGGUGUCGUGGAGGAAUUGCUAAGGCAUGGAGAAGCUCCACGUACAGAGACUUGGGUGAUGAUGGUUUCUAGGAUUUGUGAAGUGGAUAAUUUGCAGAGAAUAGGGGAAACUUUGGAUAAAGUUAUGAAGGUAGAAUUAAAGGGUGACACUAGAAUAGUGGAGGCUGGUGUUGGUUUGGAGGAGUACUUGAUCAAAAGGAUACAACAUAGGGUAUGGAGAGAUUGA